Messenger RNA from Ordospora pajunii, 1263 nucleotides. RefSeq names its product DNA polymerase. Lineage: Eukaryota; Fungi; Microsporidia; Ordosporidae. Gene Ontology annotation, molecular function: DNA binding. The record is from RefSeq and is a predicted model, not a curated record. Gene Ontology annotation, biological process: DNA replication initiation; DNA replication. Gene Ontology annotation, cellular component: alpha DNA polymerase:primase complex. The coding region runs from base 1 to 1263 and encodes 420 amino acids. The transcript has a single exon.
AUGGAUUUUGAUCAGCAGGUUCUGCGGGCACUGUGUGCAAGACCUGUUCCAAAAACAGAUAUACAGAUUUUCCGCGAGGCAAAGGUCUCCAACUUCUACAUAAAGAGAAACGAAAAGUACGACUAUGUCAAGCAUAGGCUGGAGUGCAUGCGCCCGUAUUUCUUAGAGUUGCUGCAGAUCAAACAGUUUGAGUCGGUCAAUCACAUAUCUGCAUCGUCAUUCUGCACGUACGGGAUGAUAGUCAACCCCACGGGAAUAAAGCUGGAUGCAUCAAACAUAUGUGUUGCAUCAAAUAUUGAUGGAAGCAACGAUGUGGUCGUUAGGCUCAACCUGGAGCAUCUGUGUAGAUACUCGGUGUUUCCUGGCCAGAUUAUUGCAGUAAAAGGAAAGAAUAUUGGCGGAGACGAGAUAAUUGUUGAGCGUCUUGACUGUGUUCCAGUUGUGGAUGUUAACACAGCAGAUGCAGGCAGUCUUGGCAAUGCAUCUAACAAUCCAAGGAUAAUUGCAUUUCAAGGGCCUUAUUACUCCGAGCUUAGCGAAUGUGGAGUUGAUGUGUUUGAGAGGGUUCUUGCAAUGGAAGCAGACAUUUUGAUUUUGAUAGGCCCGUUUGUAAAGCCACUGCAGGAGCUUGGCGGAGAGUCUCCGUUUGGUGUGCUGAGCGAUGUUUUUAUGCCAAAGGUGCGGAGGUGGUUAAGACAGCACUUAUGGCGGAAAGUGGUUCUGGUGCCAUCGAUAGGAGAUCCCACAUGCCUGAAUGUGUAUCCGCAGGAGGCAAUUGAUACCGAAGAGGAGCGGAUGUACUGUGUUAGCAAUCCCUGCGAGAUUUUUGUGAAUAGGUGCCUGGUUGCAAUCUCUUCGUUGGACAUGCCUCUUGAAAUAUGCUCUGAGGAGUGCUUUUACAACUCUGGAGAUGCAGAUGCGACGGAUGUGUGCGGAGAGCUUCUUUUCAAGGGCGACCGGAUGGAUAGGCUGGCACAUCAUCUGGUGUUUCAGAGGAGUUUUGUGCCUGUGUUUCCAUCGAGAAGCGCAAUAUCGUAUUCUUCUCCAGAAGGAUUGAUGAUGGGGAUGGCGCCGGACGUGUACCUUGUUGUGUCGAGACUGAAGGGGUUUUGCAGACGAGCAGGGCCAAGCUUGGUGGUUAACCUUGGGUUUGUGGCUAGAGGCGGGAAGGCAUGUGUAAUAAAGCCUGGCACUGGUGGAGAAGCAAAUGCGGAGUUUGUUGAUCUGUGUGCUGAGGAGGCAAGCGGAGUGUCUGAUAAAUAG